Messenger RNA from Aspergillus heteromorphus CBS 117.55, 4013 nucleotides. Its product is annotated as DUF3433 domain-containing protein. The transcript is spliced from 3 exons. NCBI's taxonomy places the organism in Eukaryota, Fungi, Ascomycota, Eurotiomycetes, Eurotiales, Aspergillaceae. The coding region runs from base 282 to 3836 and encodes 1184 amino acids. The record is from RefSeq and is a predicted model, not a curated record.
GUUUAAGAUGCGCAAGUUCUUCUCCCGAUCCUCAAGUUGUCGAGGGUCAUCACCAAUAGAGUCCUGCACAUGUCACUGUCCCAAGUGCCCAAAGGAUGCAAAGGAUCAGUGAUCAGCCUGCACAGGAAUAGUUGGGGGCUGUGCCGCCAGCCUUGCGUUGUCGGCAGACUUCUACUUAAAUCCUCCGACCGCGCUCCUUUCGAUCUUUGCAACUGGACAAUGUCUCCUCGAGCCGUCGGGCAAAAAGCUGGGGGUCUUAGUGCCUUGCUUGUAUUGCAAUCAUGGCUCAUGAUUUUAUGCCGAAAGCAAAAGCUUUUACAAGAAUAGUUCAGAGAACUUCUUCGAACGAGCCGAGUAGCACCAACUCGCUAUCGAAUGGUAAAAGCGACAGCCGUCACAACCAUGGACUCCAACGCCAGAUGUGGACUCCUGCCGUCCUUCAAACAGUAUCGCUGGCUGGCUUUGCAGUGCUGUUUGCAGCAAUGCUCAUUGUCAUCGCAGUCCUUUAUUGGCUGUCGAAUCGAAAUGAGGGCCUGAGCACCAGCGAGUCAAAAUAUCAUUACUUGUGGACAUAUGGUCCAACAGCGGUGCUCACAAUUGUCGCGGGCUGUUGGGGACAGGUUGAAUACCGAACGAAGCAGCUUAUGCCGUGGAAGUCCAUGAGUACAACACCAAAGCCUGCACCCCAGAGCUUGUUGCUGGACUAUAUCUCGGACUGGAACGUUCUUGUCAUGUUUCGAGCAUUGAAGCAAUCCGACUGGGCUGCCGCCCUUGCCAUUCUUGGUACUCUGCUCAUCAAACUGCUCACAGUGGUCUCGACAGGACUCUUCAUGCUGCAGGCAGUCCAAAUGGACAAAAUCCCAACUGUUCUUGAGGCACAGGCGAUCUUCAAUGGGACUAUGUACAAUGGCAGUAUGGUUGAUGCGACUGCUGCAAUGACGGUGGCAGGAACUCGGUGGCUAGGUCUCCCGCAUCCAGUGGGGACGACGGAGAAGUAUGCGUUUCAGCCGUUCACCACGUCCAACACACCCCUGGGCUUCGAUGCGGUGAUAUCUGGGACCGUGGAUCUGUUCUCUCCCGAUCUUCAAUGCGACGUCGGUACGGUCACAAAUUGGACGCAAGGAUGCGGGACCGAAAUGUGCGAGUACACUAGACUAAACAUCACACUCAGCACAUCGUCCUGCUCAAAGUAUCAUUUCACAAGCUUCCAGAAAAGCUCAUCCUCGGCAGGUGGAUACUAUGCUGAGGUCUUCUCAACUACGUGUGCGGAUACAUCUAAUGGCUCGAACAAUACGCCGUUAAUUUUUACGGCGGCUCACUGGACAGACAACAGCACAAGAAUCCAAGCGCUCGUCUGUACUCCUACGUAUACAGUCUCUCAGGGGCUCGUCUCCUUGCUAUAUGGGAAUCAGAGCACGGUUACCGUCAAUCCUACAGCUAAUAUUACAAGCAACAAUGCGAUACUGAACGUGUCCCCCAAUGAGCUGGGUGCUGGGCUGAUAUCUACACUUGCGGCCGCCGAAGACACUCUAGACACGCUGAAUUAUGUGGAUACGUCAGUGGGCAGCUUUCAAACCUACCAGUAUAACCUGUCGGACCCAAACAGCUCCUACCCUACCGCCUUCUAUCUAGUCGCGAACCUAUCUUCUCCACAUGCACUGAGUGACCUAUUGGAUGCAUCAGUGUUGAAAGCAGUCUCCCUUCCAACAUAUACCGCGAUGACAGCACAGAUUGCCAGACGAUACCUGAUGUCUUCCUCAAACAUCAAAUUUAAGGGAACCUACUCAGCCCAUAUACAGAGGCUGAUCGUGAGAGAAUUUUCGGUCAGAGUAAUGGAGGCCACUUUAGCAGCCCUCAUUAUACUGAUAGCGGGGUUAUGGACCUGGAGACCUGUUCGCUGUACCCCUCGAGAUCCCAGUACCAUAGCUGGGAUGGCAAGUAUACUGAGUCGGAGCCCUUCAGUGUCAGGUCGGCUUGUAGGUUGCCAAGGGGCCACAGACUUGGUAAACGAAUUAGCAGACGGUCAGUACCAUAGCAAGGCGAGCGAGGAUGAUGGCUGGAGAACUUUUAGUAUCGAGGCAACCAACAAGGCAACUGAGGGUACUCGUACGAGAGUUAGCUCCGGUCCCAUUACCUGGUGGCAACCGAUGUCUGCAUCACUUUGGUGGUGGGUUAUCUCUAUUGUUCUCCCCAUCCUCAUUAUCGCGGGGCUUGAAACUGCCUAUCAAAUAUCCCGCCAUCAAAACGGACUGGGUAAUAUCGAUUCCGAAGGGUAUAUCCGCUACACCUGGGUGUAUCUCCCGGCGCUGGUAAUGCUGGUUACCCGUGUCUUCUUCGAUUGCAUCCACUUCUCCGCCAUGUUGUUUCAGCCCUAUCUGGAGCUACGACAGGGUGGUAUCACAACACCAGGUAGCUUGAUGGAAAAUCACUUGUCAAAGAUGACACCCUUUUCGUUCUGCACUGCAAUUGCACGAAGGCAAUGGGCAGUAUGUGCUACCGCAACCUCGGUCCUUCUAGCUCCCGUCCUCACCGUCGCAGUGAGCGGUUUGUAUUCGACAGAGGAUGUGACAUACAUGCGCCCUGCAUCAAUUGCACGGAUCGACUCAUUCAACUCCAGCAUCAGCCCUCACUCAUCUACAGAUAGCAACCCAGGCAUAGGUCUUACCGGGGCCCUUGUAGUGGCCGCAAACCUGUCGUAUCCACCCUGGACCUACGGCGAACUCGUCAUCCCCACCCUCAGUGAAGAUUCCUUGGCAGAUUCGAAUGGGCUGGUUCAAUUGCAGUCAUUAGCCAAUGGAAGUUCGGACAAUCCAGAUUCACUACAGCUCACCGUUCCAGCUCUGCGCGCGAGUCUCACCUGCGAGGCCCUUGCCGAGAACAUUGUGUACUCCGUGGAGGCCCCGGAAGAGGACUACGAUGUCUGGCAACUUCGAAUGAACCUUGGCAACAAAAGCUCGAAUGAUUCAUUGAUCACAUUGUCAGUCGAAACUGACUACCCCGGGGAGGAAAUCACACGCUUCGGAGUCCUCAGCUACCUGAAAGGCACCUUGGCAUUCGGCGACUACCCCACAUUUAUUGGCUUCUACGGCACCCUCAACGGCAACUCGACCAACGGCUUUCGCGGAUUCACUUGCAACCCAAGAAUCGAUGAAGUGGAUGCAAACGGCAGCUUCAUUCUCCCAGGCCUUCAGAUCGGGUCUCUCAGCGCGAACGACUCGUCCGCGCGACUGUUCACCGAUAACGUCACCUCCGACCUCAGUUUCAGUAACUACCUUCCUCAACCCAUCAACCAAGACAACCAAGCUUUCGACGCGUUCUUUUCAGCUAUGAUCGACGACCAAAAAACGCUGACAAUGGAGGAUAUCACCGACCUCGCCCACUACCCGACGGUCAUCAACGCCACCCAGCAUCUCUAUCGCGUCCUCAUGGCGCAAAGUAUCAACGGCAAUUCGCGGAUCCCUUCCAGCACAAACUCAACCCGAUACAGCGGGACUCUUAUGAACCCAAACGGACUGCGCCUCGUGCAAAGUGCCAUCUCUACCCGUAUCCUGGAGGGAUGUCUCGCAGCAAUGAUUCUGUCCACCCUAGUUGCGUACCGUUUUAUGCGCACCAAGGAGGUGAUCCCCGUAAAUCCAUGCAGUAUUGCCGGUACGGCGAUGUUGCUCGCUGGCUCGGACAUGUUGAAGUCUGAUGUACUGCCGCCUGGGUCGGAGUGGUGGGAUGACAAGGAGUUGAUGAGACGGGGGACCUUUAGUGGAUUGGUGUUUGGGUUGGGGUGGUGGGAAGGGUCCAGAUUCGGGAUUGAUAUUGGGAAGCCGGAGGCGUACAGAGAUUGAAGCAUGUGUCUAUCCUGAUGCGUACGAUGCCAACAACUACCUAGGAUCAUGUUUGAAAUUUGCAAUCUAAUACCGUGAGAUCGGCUUUAAAGUCUACAGAUUUCAACUCUUCCAAUGCAGCUUUAAUUAUGAAAUUGGGGUUAUUGAUUCGGUAAUUUACAUUUAUGUCUUGCUAGA